Octopus bimaculoides (California two-spot octopus) is the source of this 6783-nucleotide messenger RNA. Its product is annotated as phosphatidylinositol 4-phosphate 3-kinase C2 domain-containing subunit alpha. The record is from RefSeq and is a predicted model, not a curated record. Gene Ontology annotation, molecular function: 1-phosphatidylinositol-4-phosphate 3-kinase activity; phosphatidylinositol binding; 1-phosphatidylinositol-3-kinase activity. Lineage: Eukaryota; Metazoa; Mollusca; Cephalopoda; Octopoda; Octopodidae. Gene Ontology annotation, biological process: phosphatidylinositol 3-kinase/protein kinase B signal transduction; phosphatidylinositol-mediated signaling; phosphatidylinositol-3-phosphate biosynthetic process. Gene Ontology annotation, cellular component: plasma membrane; cytoplasm; phosphatidylinositol 3-kinase complex.
ACUUACUCACUAGUGACUACUUACUAGUCACUUAUUUAAUUACACUGAGCUCAACGUAUGGCUCUUGUAUAUAUAUAAAUAUAUAUACAAUAUAUAUAUGUUUUACUUAGAUAAGCUGAAAGGUAAAACUACGUGUUUUUCUUUUUUUUUUAGACAGCUUACCCUCUUUUGGAGUCAACGAUGGAGUUAAUUCAUAAGUGUGUGUACAUAUAUGAGAGCUGUUUCGUUGUUUCGACCCAACAACAAACAUAAACUUUCUCUCUCUUUCUCCACAGAGACACGGCACGGUAACAACCAUGCUAGAAGCAAAUCACUUUUCACAUCUGAGAUUUCAAUAACUAUCAAAUGUGUGAACUCAUCUUCUAUCAAGGAAUGUGUCGACAAAGUUGAAUUCCUUAGAGUUUUUUUUAAAAAAAACUUCUUUGAAAAGUUUUAAUUUAUUAAAUAAGUACAUGUAGUUUAACUCAUUCAAAACCAUAAAGAUUUCCUCAAAAUGGCUUACUACGCUAUUAAUCCACCUCCAUCAGGUCCCUCCAGAGUAAGAGAUCGCAAACAGCGAAAGGUUUUCAUCCCGGGCCAGAAGGAUAGUAAAGAAAAUAUAUCCGAUAUAACAGAUUUCACAGAGAAGUCACCUACAUUGAUAACAUUGGACGACUUGGAAUCCACCAGUAAAUUUAGCUCAGAUUUAGAAGGACUUGAUUUAAGUUACUCUAACUUGGGAUCAAAUACUCUGAAGAAAGGUUUAAGUAAUUCUAUGGAAGAUUUAAGUGCAACAAGCAAAGCCUACCCAGAUAUCAGUGGUUUGUUCUAUGAACUGAGGUCAGAUGUGUAUUUCAACAGUCGUAGGCCUCCUCCAAUUGGCUUCAGUCAUUUCUCAGAUUGUCCUGAUAGCCUUAAUAUUGACCAACUUGUGCCAUUAUCACAAGUCUCACAGUCUCAACUACCAGAACAAACAUUGCCAUUACCGUCACAACAAAAACCCUCAUGUCCAUUCUCUCCUCAAAGUUACCAAAAUGUACAGACUUCAACGCCUUUUCAGUACCCUUCUCCUGCUCUUGUAACUAAUUCCCAUCAAAUGCUAGUACCAUCACCUUUGCCAUGGGAAGGAGAUCCCUCAGGUUUGUACAAGGAGAGAAAACCUUCCCUAUCUAACAUGCAUCGUCCAGCCAGCUUGAAUGAUCUGGAUGAUAUUGAUACUUAUCCUAAAACUGUGCCCUUAACAAACAGUGCCUCUGCAACAACAACACCUAUUGUGGACACCUUCAGUAUUGAAUUCCCUCAAGGAAAUGGAAUUGCUCACACAACAGCAAAUCUCAUAGAUCUUUACGAUAGAGAAUAUCUUAAUUUAGAAGACUUUGAUCCUUACAGAGUGGAACAACAAAUUUGUUCUUCGGUGUCAUCUCCACAAGAAACAUCAGCAGUGUCCCCUCCAAAGGAUAAGAAUAUAAGAAAGUCUGGGAGUGAAAAUGAUUUAUUGAAUUGCACGUCACUUCUUUUGGAAUGGUCUGAAGUUCCUGAUAAAAAUAGCACUGCACAGGUCAGUAAGAAGAACAAUGAUUUAUUUGAUGACAUAUCAUUUCUCCAGGAAUGGGCUGAAACUUCUGAUGUAAGUAACACUACACAGGUUAGUGAAGAAACAGCACAAAGUUGGAACCAUGACUAUGCAAAUUCCAUGGUUGAACUCGCCCAGACUUCUAAUAUUAUUGUUGAUUUACCAAAAACGUCACAAAAAGAAGACAACAAACCUUUGGAUACAAUUGUACCAUUACAGCACUACCCUACUAAGAAACCUACCAAGGAUUUCUCUAAACAGGAUAUACCACCAAAUAGUACCUCGUGGACAUUUCUCCGUAAGGAAGCCAGCUAUGAGAAGCUAAGGAAUGAAGCCUUUGUUGAUGAAGAGUUUGAAUCUUUCUGUAAAACUGUCACUGAAUUGAAGCACAAAUAUAAAUCUGUGGAUCAUGUCACCAACCUCGGCUUCAUCGUUAGUCCUAUAUGCAACUUCAGUAAUGAAGCCAAGUCAAUUAAAGUGGUUAUACACACAAAGAAGCAAAUGGAAGCCUUUGAAUUUACCUGUGAUAUAAAUACUUUAGUGGAACAUGUCAUCUAUCAAAUCGUUUUCAAUGAACGCUACUCCCUUAACAAUCCAGUUACAUCUGACUACAUUCUCAAAGUCUUUGAUCGUUCAGAAUAUCUUCUCAACAAUUUGGAAUUAUCCCGAUAUGAGUAUGUCCAUGCAUGUCUCAAAAUGAACACAGAAAUACGAUUCCAACUAAUGAGACUACAAGACAUUCCUCGAAAACUCAUACGAACAGUAGAUGAUGAUCGUCAAUUACUUAACUACCCAAGAUAUUGCAUUCAGGGUAGAAAUAAAGGAGAAUUAACCAGAGAUGGCCUUGAAAUUCUUAUGGAAACAUUUUACAAAGAAAUCGAAAGGCUAAGUGACCGUGCCUUAAAAGAUAAAGAUAUUCAACCAAUGUCACUGAAGCAGUCUGUAAAAGCAGUUUGUUCAAUGCUGGAAAAACUGGAGACAGUGGAAUUGGUUACUGCAAUGGAACGGGUUGAGAACAUUGUUAACGAACUAUCUAAUAAUAGCAAAUUGGCUACACAAGACAGUGCUGAUCGCAAAGAACAACUGAAUUUAGAAAGCUUGGAGACAAAAUGUUCCUUGAUUGAAAAUUUACAAGAUAGCUUGGAAAUGCUCGUCAUUGCUGUGAAAAAUUUGGUUAACCUCUACUGCAAGACAUUCCAAACAGAUUUCCUUCUCAGCUCAAGCAGACAAGAAACCAGAGAGUCACAAGAAGUCAUUUUAAUCAGUGACAACUUCAUAGUUCAUAUAUCCACAGCACACCGACUUCCAGUGAAGUGGACUAAACUAUACCAAGGAUACACUGUUGAAUGUGGGCUCUGUUAUGGGGGACAAAAUAUUACACAGCAUAAAAGUACAGCAGUAAGGCAGUUGUCAAACUCUGGGCUCAGUGAAAGAGUUCUUUGGAAUGAAUGGUUAGAUUUUGAAACUCUGCAAUUGUUUUCAAUACCUCGGGAAAGUCGAUUAUCUUUAACAUUGCGUGGAAUUCCAAGUUCUGGCAACACAUCAUCGGACCAUCCAGUGAACCAUGGGCCAGUGGUGUUAGCCGGAGCAACUGUCCAGCUUUUCAGUUACAAAGGACAUCUUGUACAAGGUAGUCAACUGGUGCCGAUGACUAUGGGAACUGCAGCUGACCCACUUGGUCCCACGUCUUCAGCCAUCACUUCAGAAAGUAUUUUCUUACAGGUAAAUAUCAUCAUUACCAUUUUUGUUUCUACUUUUCUGUGCUUGCAUGGAUCAGACAGAAUUUGUACACGGAAAGAAUCUUUGAAACCAUCUAGGCAUGCAACUGACAGCCUAAUGGAUCUCAUCAAGAGAACUUUUGAGUCUUUAAGUGCAGAAGAUCGGGAGAUAAUCGCUGGUGUUUUAGAGAAAGAUUCUGCUACACAGUGCACCGAAGUUGAGUUGAAGUUAUUGUGGGACAAGAGAGAACAUUUAAUGGAUAACCCUGCAUUCCUUCCACGAGUCCUCCAGGCUGUUCCCAGCUGGAAAUCCCAUUGUUUACCUGAAAUAUAUAGCUUGCUUGAACUCUGGGAACCAAUUCAGCCAACUCAGGCUUUUGAACUACUUCUUCCUUAUUAUCCUGAUGCCCAUGUCAGGGAAAUGGCUGUUGACUGUUUACAGAGUCUUCCAACUGAUCAACUUAUUGAUUAUCUUCCCCAAUUAAUAGAGGCCCUCAAGUUUGAUUGCUAUCACAACUCCCCACUGGCUAAGAUGUUAUUAGAGAAGUCUUGUAAUAAUAUCCAGUUUGCUCACAAAUUUUUCUGGUUAUUAAAAGGAGCCGCUCAAGACAAUUCCUGCAAACAUUGGUUCAAAUUAAUGUUUGUGGCUCUUGCAAAUGUUGCCGGAGAGUCUUUGUAUGAAGAAUUCCGUAAACAGGAGGAUUUGGUGAAAAUUCUCAGUUCUAUGGCUGAAAAAUUGAAAUCAGCAAAAGACAAAGAUCACCUCCCUUUUAACCCCAGUUUUGAAGUGUGUGGCAUCGAUUUGAAGUCCUCUUCUUAUUACACUUCCAAUGCUUUCCCCUUGAAACUAGUUUUCAAGAACUGUAAUCCAGAAGCUGAACCUGUCUACAUUAUGUUCAAGCAUGAAUUUGAAUUCCUUUUUUCUCUUCCCCAAAUUAUAGGAAUGGUUGAAAUUGUUACAGAAUCUGAAACACUUCGGAAAAUCCAAGUUUCUUAUGGACUAACUGGUUCUUUUAAAGAGCGACCUCUUCAAGAAUGGUUACAAAAAAAUAACCCAACUCAACUAGAAUAUGACAAAUCUUUGGACAACUUCUUGUGUUCUUGUGCUGGAUAUUGCGUAGCCACUUACGUAUUGGGUAUAUGUGACAGACACAAUGACAAUAUCAUGUUGAAGCAGUCAGGACAUUUGUUUCACAUUGACUUUGGCAAGUUUCUUGGUGAUGCUCAGAUGUUUGGCAGCUUCAAAAGGGACCGAGUGCCAUUUGUUUUGACCUCCGACAUGGUUUAUGUCAUUAAUGGUGGAGACAAAAACUGUAGUCGAUUCCAGCGCUUUGUGGAUCUCUGCUGUACUGCAUUCAAUAUUCUUCGCAGAAACAGGAAUCUUUUCCUCAACUUCUUUUCUUUGAUGUCACGAUCAGGAAUUCCUGGUGUGUCCGAGAAUGCUGUCACCUAUAUUCAGCAAGCACUACUUCCUGGAAAAUCCGAUGCCGAAGCUGCUGCUAUCUUCACACGCAUGAUUGAAGACAGUUCCCGCUCAGUUUUCACACAGUUUAAUUUCUUCAUGCACAAUCUUGCUCAACUAAAAUUCUCUAGCCACAAUGAAGGUGCCUUGUUGUCAUUUGUUCCAAAAACCUACAGCAUCCACACAGACGGACGUAUUACAAAUAUUGAAGUCAUCAACUUCCAGAAACGAUACACUCCUGAGAAACAUUAUACAUAUGUAAUUAGAAUCAUGAGACAAAAUGUGAAGGUGCCAUCCAUAGUCUUUCGGCAUUUCUCAGAGUUUUUAGAGUUUCGAGAAAAACUGAUGCAGCGAUUCCCCUUGGUCUUCUGGCCCCCCUUAUCUGGAAAGGUCAUGUUUGGACGAAGUAAUGUAAGGACGGUAGCUGUGAAUCGCAAGCUAGAAAUUUCUAGCUUUGUGAAAGAGAUAUUCAAGCAUGCACCUGAGAUCUCUGAGUGUGACCUUGUCUAUACUUUCUUUCACCCACUCAUUCGAGAUGAACAAAGUUCUGGUCUGAACAUGAACAAUGGUUUACAGGAUACUGUUAAUAAUGUCCGGAAUAUGACUUCGACAGGAAUCCGAGGAGAACUAAAAAUAUCAAUUCAGUAUCAAAAAGAACACCUCCAAGUUAUGAUCAUGCAUGCAAGAGGCUUGAGUUCAUAUGGAAUUGAAAACCCCAGUCCUUAUGUAAAACUCUACUUGCUACCAGAUCCUGAAAAGCUAACGAAGCAAAAAACUAAAGUGGUUAAGCAUUCAACACACCCAACUUACAAUGAAGUUAUGCAGUACAAGAUGUCUCUGGAAGAUGUUAAGAAGCGAACUUUGCAAGUGACUGUUUGGAACCAUGAUGUCUUGAAAGAGAACCAGUUCAUGGGUGCUAUAUAUAUCCAUUUACGAAAACUAGACCUCAGUCAAGAAAACACAGAAUGGCGCUGCCUUGGUAACCUACAGAUGUCAAGUACCAGCCAUAUUUCCUGAUGAUGCCUUUUUUCCCCCACAUACAGCCUACCAGUUGGUGCCUUCAUCAUAUUCAAAUCAUUCAAACAAUGGAGGUUCCAUUAAACUACCAUUAUUUUCAUCAUCACCAUCAUCACCAUUGUACAAAUCAUUGAUAAUUAUAUGAUUCAUUGACCGUAACUUUGUAAGUCCUUUUGGCAAUGUUUAAAAUUAUUAUACAAGACUGCUCUUUUACUCCAAAAUUUAAAAAUAUUUUCUACAAAGCAAAAAAUGAAAGAUUUUUUUUUAAAAAAACUAUCAUCUCAUGGGAAUAAUUUUUGAAAAUGAUUAAUUAUUAUACAAUGAAAUAUAUUUAGCAUCAGAGUUUUCUGCAAGAGAAUUCACCACAUUUUACAUCAAGUGUUGCCUUAACUUAAUCAAAGCAUCAAAUUCUUCAUCACAAAAUACACUGCAGACACUAAAACUGCAAAUGCUUAUGUAUAUGUGAUUGAUAUAUAUGUAUGUAUGUAUAUUUAUGUCUAUAUACAUAUAUGUAUCCGCAUGUGUGUGUGUGUGUGUAUAUGUGAGUAUUAUACAUAAAUUUGCAUCUAAUUUAUCAAACAAUAUUUUUUUUUUUUUUUUGUCUUUUACCAAAUUAUUCUCAUUUUUCCCAUUCCAUUCAGCCAUUUUAAAUUCACUGCUGGAUGAAGUCAUGCUGACCAAUUGCAGGCUGGAUGUAGUGCUUAUAGUGUCAGGUGAUUAAACUCUGGCCAUUGCACGACUGAGCGGAAUUCAAACUCAGAAGAGGUGAAACAGGUAUGCAAUAUAAGGCAUCUUAUCUGAUAGGCUAAAGAAUUCCGUUAAGUUCCAUCAAUCCACUGCCCUGAACUGGUAGAUUAUUUAUCAACUCUGACAAAAAGAGGAAAGGUCAAAAUUUUCAUCUGCUGUAUUUAAGAAAAAACAAUUAGAAAAUGACCUUAUCUUCCAAAAUCAUUAUUCUUCUAAUUGCAGUGAUAUCUUAGCAAGGGACAGAUCAUAUUUGAUUGAUUAUUACCUAGCUGUUCUUUCUCCCAGGG